CCACUGAACUGUUACAGUCUUUAAGAUUCUAAGGGUUCCACACUUUAGUUUAAUUCUACUAGUUAAAUGGCCUCUCCUGGUCUAAUCUGGCAAAACUAACCACCAUGAAGAACAUCAGCACCAGGGGGAAAUGCAAACAGGGUGAAGGCAGGGACCAAGUCGGUGGACUCUAAUGAAGAAGGCCAGUAAGUACUGAAGGAUGCAUUCCAAACCUACGAUGGGACAGUGUGUGGAAGAGUGAACCAGCCUACCUUGAAGGGCCUGUCGACGCUUCUGAAGGAGGCGAGAUCCAACAUGUGCAGCACCAGUGUGUAUGACCUGGAAGACAUCCCCCUGGAGGACGAUGACCCAAACAGCAUAGAGUUCAAAAUCCUGGCCUUCUACGCCAGACACCAUGUCUUCAAGAACACCCCGGCUGUCUUCUCACCCAAGCUCUCCAGAACAAGGAGUCUGUCCCAGAGAGCACUGGGGACUUGGUCAACUGAUUCCUGGACACAGGUGUCAUCGCCUUGCAGAGGUUCCCCCUCCAGCGAGAAGCACAUAAGCUUGGGCAAGAAGAAGUCAUCUUGGAGAACACUCUUCAGAGUGACCGAAAAGGAGGAGGGCCAGCCGAGCUCCCCGAAGGAGAUCCGAGCGCAGGGCCCCCAGGGCGCUCAGGGCCCCUUCUCGUUAGAGCGCCAGAGUGGCUUCCACAACCAGCACUGGGCCAGGUCCCUGUCCAGUGUGGAGCAGCGCCUGGAGAGUGAAGCUGUGGAUUCCAAAGUCGCUUGUAUUGCUAACAGAGUGGCUGAAAUCGUUUACUCCUGGCCACCACCAGAUGUCAGCCACAACCAGGGAGGAAGCAAGUUCAAUGAGAGUGUCCCAGAGAUUCUGUACUUCCAAUUCGGAGGCCUUGCUUGUGACUCUAAGAAAGAUGGAGAGGACCAAAUAAUAAGCAAGAUUGUUGAGCUGCUGAAAUACUCGGGGGAUCAGUUGGGAAGAGAGAUAAAGAAAGAUAAGGCUUUGAUGAGCAGCUUCCAGGACGGGCUGUCCUACUCAACAUUCAGAACCAUCACAGACCUAUUCCUGAGGGAUGUGGACACCAGAGGAGAGUCGGAGGUCAAAGCUCAGGGCUUCAAGGCUGCCCUUGCCAUAGAUGCCAUCGCCAAGCUCACAGCCAUCGACAACCACCCAAUGAAUAGGAUGCUGGGCUUCGGGACCAAGUACCUAAGAGAGUACUUCUCCCCCUGGGUCCAGCAGAAUGGUGGAUGGGAAAAAAUACUUGGGAUAUCACAUGAAGAAGUAGACUGAAAUAGCCAAAGACCUGUCACCUAGGGUGUUCCUGGUGCAGUCCUGUGCCACAUCAUAGACUUUAGGAGAAAAUUAAAACACAUCCAGCAGACGGAGCCCAAAAUGUCUAGAGAACCGUUCUUCUUUUGACUCAAGAGGCAUCGAGAGAGGCCUUGCUCUUUCCAGCUCACAGGACUCAGUAGCACGGACUUCACUGAGGGGACUCGAGUCCUCCGCUGAAUGUGUGAGGGAGUCCUUAAAGAUACGUGAUCAUUUUACCGCUAAAUGUUCAGAACGGAAACCAUCCUGCUAGCUACACGAGAGGAAGCAUUGGACAUGUGUCUGUCAGCCUCGUGGAGGUGAAAGGAUAAACUGUGUGCUUACUGUUUAGUCUCUAGUACUAUUUGUAUCUUACACUGCAUCUGGGAUACCCUGAUAAAUGUCUCGUGUCAAGCUUACCUUCAGGAAGACGUCCCUAUUCAUGUCAAAGAGGACACCUGAGUUUGCUGUUAUGUCUGGCUGGGUUAAGUCUUACUGACCCAUUCUCUCAAAAAAAUACUGUGGUACCUUGACAAACUCCAUUUGGUACAAAACCGUCUUCCCAACACCUUCAGGUUUCUUUGUGUGACAUACCUACACCCUACCAUUGACAGUACAUGUCAAUGAAAUUGAGAUCAAGGGCAUGUAGGUACCACAAGAAGAUACAGAGGUCAAGGGUCAACCUCAGUUGGUAGUCUUCAUCUUCCUCUUUGUUUGAAGCAGGGUCUCCCGUGCAUUGUUUCCUACCCAGGUUAGAUCGCUCAUGAGCUGCUGGGGUUCUCUGGUCUCUGCCUCCUACCUCACAGCCACAGCACUAAGGUUACUGGUGUGCGCUGUGACAUCCAGCGUUCCAGGUAGAGGCUGUAGACUCAAAUAAAUACAGGUCCUCACACUUUUGUGGCUAACACUUUCCCCCACAGUGCUACCUCCACAGCCUGGAAUACUAGGAUCCUUAGAGGUAGCACAAUUAGUAAUUAGUAAAAUAAAUAAAUUGAAAGAUUGC
Molecule: messenger RNA, 2311 nt
Organism: Mastomys coucha (southern multimammate mouse)
Lineage: Eukaryota; Metazoa; Chordata; Mammalia; Rodentia; Muridae
Gene: Bcl2l14
Product: BCL2 like 14
Exons: 7
Coding region: 295-1290 (331 amino acids)
Biological process (GO): regulation of apoptotic process
Source: RefSeq, a predicted model, not a curated record